AUGGCACCCGGUGGCGCAUCCACACCAUCGAUGCGAGCAUUGACGGCAAGAUUGAAGCAGAUACAGCUGUCGCUUAAUGACAUCCACCGAUUCAUUCAAGCGUUUACGGAAUCCAAUAACAUUACCGAGGUGGAGGUACGUGUUGAGAAACUGGACGAGCUUUGGGAGAGCUUUAGUGCAACCAUGGUGGAGAUCUACGCUCAUGACGAAUUCAAGGCUGAGAAGAUUUCACUGGAGAAGGAACGCAGCGAGUUCAGCGAUCGCUAUUACGAGAUCAAGUCCUUCCUAAUGGACAAGAUCAAGGAGCUUCAGAAACUCCAAGUAUUAGACCAGUCCUUCCGAACUGGUGAGGGAACAACGUCAGUUACCAUGGAGCACGUACGUCUACCGCAGAUCAAGCUGCACACAUUCAGUGGAGACAUCGACGAGUGGCUGAGCUUCCGCGACUUGUUCACGUCGCUAAUCCAUUGGAAGGCAGCUCUACCGGAAGUGGAAAAAUUCCAUUAUCUGAAAGGCUGCUUUGAAGAGGAACCCAAAGGCUUGAUCGAUCCACUCCCGAUCACGGCAGCCAAUUACCAGGUAACAUGGGAUACGCUGUUGAAACGCUACAACAACAGCAAACAGCUGAGGAAGCGGCAGGUACAAGCUCUCUUCAAGCUACCCAUGCUUUCGAAAGAAUCCGGAGCUGACUUACACAUACUGUUUGAAGGCUUCGAACGUAUUGUGCAGACUCUCGACUAA
This is a messenger RNA of Ochlerotatus camptorhynchus, 741 nucleotides long. RefSeq lists its product as uncharacterized. NCBI's taxonomy places the organism in Eukaryota, Metazoa, Arthropoda, Insecta, Diptera, Culicidae. Bases 1 to 741 code for a protein of 246 amino acids. The transcript has a single exon. The record is from RefSeq and is a predicted model, not a curated record.